UAGCGGCACCAUCUGGAGAGGCAGUGAACUGUGUUUGUUGUACACUUGUUCGUGAUUCCAGCUGAGCAGACUCGAGCCUACGGCAACAUGAGGUUCCUCGCACAAGCCUUGUUCUGUCUUGCGGCGCUGUCGGCAGUUUUCGCUGUUCCAGCACGCGUCUGGAAGCCGGAGAAAGAUCUUCACGUCGCACGGCCGCAGCUGCGUCAUGCCGACAGCCGCCUGAGUAUCGAAUUCAAUGAGCUGUUCGACCGCCUGAUCGACGGCAUAUCGACUUUCAUUGUUUCCAGCGGUCUCGACCCACUGCCGCUUCCGGACGAGGGAAUCGAGUCCACCAUUACUGAUCCGCUGGGCAUCGAGCGCACGACAGAGAUCUCACUGAAGAAGGGCUGGUUGACCGACCUGUCCACAUUCCAACGAGACGGCGACGCCAAGGUCCGCUACGUCAACUCGUCCCUGCACGUGUUCAGCGUGGGCCUGGACUUCCCAACGGUCUCCGUAGCGUACGACUAUACACUGAAGAUCCUGGACAUCGGACCGACAGGCAGCAUCAACGCCAAAGCGGAGGACCUCCUCGUCUCUCUGGAAGUCAACAUCGAUGUCGCGACAUCGCAGCUCUCGCUGGGUAGCUACACCAUCACCGAUGCUGGGAAGCUGACCGUACAACUGCAAGGGGGCACGCUGGUGGACUGGAUCGCCAAUGGGGUCAUCAACCUCUUCACGUGGCUCUUCCAGGAUGUGCUGCUGGGGGUGGUUGAGGACAGGGUGCGCCCCGUGCUGGCCCAGCGGCUGUCCCAGCUCACUGUGCAGGACGUGCUGGAGGCGGCGGGGGUGGCGCAGGGGCUCUGA
Molecule: messenger RNA, 846 nt
Organism: Schistocerca americana (American grasshopper)
Lineage: Eukaryota; Metazoa; Arthropoda; Insecta; Orthoptera; Acrididae
Exons: 5
Coding region: 88-846 (252 amino acids)
Source: RefSeq, a predicted model, not a curated record